Messenger RNA from Rhopilema esculentum, 29432 nucleotides. RefSeq lists its product as uncharacterized. The record is from RefSeq and is a predicted model, not a curated record. Gene Ontology annotation, biological process: cell differentiation; regulation of transcription by RNA polymerase II. Lineage: Eukaryota; Metazoa; Cnidaria; Scyphozoa; Rhizostomeae; Rhizostomatidae. Gene Ontology annotation, cellular component: nucleus. Gene Ontology annotation, molecular function: DNA-binding transcription factor activity, RNA polymerase II-specific; RNA polymerase II cis-regulatory region sequence-specific DNA binding.
UGCUCUUGACAACACUUUUUUGACAGAGUCAUUAAUUAAGGUUUGACGGAGUAACGUUUCUCCCAGAGAGGUUGCUCUUUGUGCUACCUUAUAUAACUAUAUCAAAUGUAGCAGUCGCCACCUAAAACUGGAACAUCCAUUAAUUUCAAUUCGUAUAACUUUCACAGAGCCUUUUGUAUGACACCCAUUUUGAAGGUGCCGUUCACCCCAAACCUUUGCUGUAUACGUGAACUGUUGGGGAGAUGGACCAGCAUUUGUUUGAGGAGAUGAAUAAAAUAAUAGCCCUAAACAAUAGGAAAACUGGACUCGUCUCCCCAACAAUUAACUGAAACGCACACUAGCUAGUUUUGCAUUGCCUUUUCGAAGCAAACGUUCAUUAAUUAGAAUUUUCCGUUCUGAAAUCACAAAAUUUGUGAUCUUCCUGAAGUUAAUUGAAAUCAUGCAAAAUUGCAUGAAUCAUAUGAAAUUACUAAACAAAGUAUGAAAUCGUUAGAGACCUUAAUGAAAUAACAUAUGGUUUAACCAAUUCGCGAAUUUGGUCGUUGAAUCGCGUGGAAUUGAACGCGUUGGCAUGAUCCUGGCAUGAUUUUGGAGCAAGGGUGCAAGCACGGACCUGUAUUUUUGUGGGAAGCACUGCAGUAUGGCUACUGAAAUCGAGCAAGAUAAGCCAACUUGGAGUUGAUAAACAACAACGACGUGCGGAGAUCAUGCGCGCGAAAACACUGCAGCGCGAAUCUUAGUCAAAUGUUGUUCAUUCGGUCGUCAGUACUUCAUGGCUUUGACAGUUCAUUGAAAAUUACAAUUAAAAAAGUUGACAUUUUUUUAACCGUUUUCGCUCAUUAACUAUCCCAAUGCAGUUAAGACAAUAUGUUACCAUUUGGAAGAUAGCAUAGUUUCAUCUUCCUCCUAGAAAUAAUAGCAAAGGGCCUCUUUCCCCUAAAUAUGUGGUUCAGUGCUUCAGACGUCCCUUGCGGAUCUGGCCUCGUGUUGGGUCGGUUUAAGGAUGUCUUCGGAUCGGCCAGUUCCUCAACCCCAAUCAUAUUAUAAUAUUCCAUGACGCUAAAGAUGGGCGGCCUCGAGGUUGGAGCUUUUGAAUAUGGGAAAAAGUGGAACAUGAUUUGGAGAUUAUUUCUGUUUACAUAUCGCUUAAAGCGAAAAACAGAUAUUUCCGAUUUUGUUUCCUUUUCAGAUCAGAAUCUUUUGCUUGGAUUAGCACUCUAAAAACAUUGGUGUCAAACUUUAUCAAGGUUACGACUUAGUGGUCCCAAUUUGUGUAAAUCUUUUUAUAACUUAAGAUUCUGUUUGCUCAUAGAUAAAGAUUUUGAGUUCCAUCGUCAUUCUUGCAAAUAACCUGUGUUAAUCUAGCACAUUUUUGUGUUCUUAAUUUCAAGAGCAACUCGUCAAUUAAUUCACUUCGUGGGUUUUAAAACCUGCGGGUAGUGGUUAUGAUUUUGGAAUUGUUUUAUGGUGGAAUACUUUGGUUGAAUUAUCUUCUCGAGUGUAAAUUCAAGUGUCAAGGCCAUUGUUAUCCAUGAAAGCACCUCCACUUUCAACAUCUUUCUAAUCUCGCAUUUACCAAAUAGUGUAUUAUCGCCUCGCACUCGAGGUCUUAUUUCAGAAUAGUUCUGAUACCUCAGAAGAGUUCUAUUACAUCUGCUCAAACCCGUGCAAUCUUUUUUAUAAAAAACUGGUAAUAGCUAGCCCGCACUCCGAUCAGAAUACUCUUCGGAAUUUUGCUAUAAUGAUACAAUUUUUCUUCGAAUGGGAGCCCGAAAGGUUUUUCGGCGAUGGCUGCACCCUUAUGACACACAACACACACAUACGAUGUUUGAACCCAGUAGAUUUUAUUCGACCAUUUAUGAUAAGUGGAAUAAACCAAUGCUUUUAAUGGAAAUAGUUCAACAAUUUGUCAGUCGCCUUGCUGCCGUUGACUCAUUUUACUUUGUUCCACAUAAUUGAUAAACCAUAUAUUCGGGUCCUUACUUUACUAAGAUUCUUCAAGACCUGCGCCCUUAAAUGUUUUGCCCGCCCCUCCUUUUCUGUAUCUAUAGACCACACAUUGUCUAUAUUUGUUACACGUGUUUCCAAUCUCUGCAGCGAAUGACUGUUUUUUACAUCAAGCAUUUGAUGAACAAAUAUUAUGCGUCUCAGCUAUUUGUGUAUAGUGUGUGUUCUUCAUCAAUUCUGGUUUGGGUUAUUUUAUACUUAACUGCUCAGUCCAUUUUCUUUUCUUUUAUUCAACAUAUAUUUAGAGAAGGUGUGUGGCUACUUAGGUUAACGGUCAUUAAUAAGUGACACAGCUUGAUUUAUUUACCCAACCCCUCAUCAUUCUAACAUCAUAUUUGAUCACCCUGCUCCAUUGAAUAUGGGAUUUGCAGUCACCAGUAAAUGCCAGUAUUUUAAUCGAAAAUGGAGGCGUCCAAACUGGAUCCUUUAUUGUGCAUGUGUAAGAUUUCCCUCGCCCAUUUCAAGGAAUACAUGCCCUUGUUCCAGGGGAUCAGUCACAGCGUUUUGCACAAAAUUAGUUUUUCGUUUGAGGGACGGUUCAUGUUUGAAGAUGCUCAGUGUUCUGUUUGUUGUGAGCCCCUCCAAGAAUAGGGCUUUUGAACCUUCAAACAUUAUUUUUCUAAGCCUCUUUUCUAACGUUUUUUCAUCUGGUGUAAACAGGUAUGUAUGUUAAUUGUAUAGAGGGAGAGGGGUAGGGAGUCACGUCGUUAGUCCCCGCACCUAUGAGAGUCUUGCGUUUGAGCUUGUAGGUGGACCAUAUGGUUUGUUUUUCCUCCAACCACGCGCCGGCUAGCCAUUGAGACUGCUCCCUCUAUAAAUUUGGUUAGCCAGUUAACCGUUACGUCAGAAAAUCAAGAAUUUAUGUGGAUAGUACAGCAGGGAGUCAUUGCAACUGCUUCUUCUGCUCUCUUUCUGUAUGGAUUUAGCCCCGCCUUUCGGUUAACCCCAUUCAACCUUCAAUCCCAAUACUUCCGUACUCAAAGAAGUCUGCAACUCUGUCUUGCUUCAAAAUUGUGCUGGCAGAUUGCUGUCUUUUUCGACAAACCAACACCUCUAUUACUCGCUAUCAACUUUGUAUGGCAGCAGACAGUUACAAAUUAUAAGAAAAUGAAUUUUGACCAGUGACUGCUCUCGUGCUCCUGUGCAUUAGCAUGUUAACGUAUUGCGUGUCGCCUGCGUGCGAUCCAAACUGGUGACUAAUUAACUGAUAAUGCAAUGACCUACUUAAACGAUGCAACAAUUGGGUAGAUAAACAGAACUUUAUAUUUCACGUGAUUUGUCAAGCAAGCCCUGGCCUAGCUUUUCUAAUUAAGUUCUACCCAUAUUCCUUUCUCAAUAUCACUUUUCGAUAAGAAUAGCUUAACCAGCUAAUCGACGCGUCAUAUAUCUCCUCCACAACUGACAUAAAUUACUUAUUUCGGGUGAUCGAAGCCACGAGAUUGUUCGCACUCCGCCUUUCUGUGAUUUGAAGGCUCUCUUCAGCCUGUUUGCAUUGAUGGUCCUCUCGGUCAAUGCUAAGACCUCUGAGAAACAGUCACUUAUAAGGCGAUUUUUCAUUCAUAGUCUAUUGUUCUUCUUCAUCUUUGGUGGUAGGUCACUAAUCUUUAUAGACUCUGUGGUGAAGUCUUUUUGGCUCAGAAAAAGGUCUAUAGAGGUUAUUCUCUCUAGAUUUUUCUGUUUACUAAAAACAUGGCUUCUAUCAUGUCAAGCUUUCAGUAUAAAAAAUCUGUAGAAAACAAUAUUGAAUAGACCAAUAGGAUGCGUCUUAGAGAAAAUGAUAAACAUCGAUGUCUGUAGCAUUAACGGGUGCCCAGUAAACUGGAAGUUACUGUUAGGCCCACCGCAAGCCGUGAACCCUCUUUCAUUAGAUGUUCAAAAAUUAUCACUAGAGCACCCCCAACGUGGCUGGCAGUCAAGGCUAAACGUAUAAGAGGACAUGAACGGCGAAGUAGGCACUGUAGUGGGGCACGAAGGGGAUGACCCCAAGAUUUUGCUUUUGCUCUUUAGGAGGAGAAGGUGUUCCUGUUAGGUCAAAUGCCGUUCCUUUCUAAGUUACAAAGUUAGACGCGUAUUGAUUUGCGUUCCAAAAAAAUUUGGUUUAAGCACAAACUUUCGUAGAAAAACUUUUGUAAUAUGGCGGUAGAUUCAGGGUAAUCAAACCUUCCGCCUUUUUAGUAGGCCUAGUUACCGGACCUUACGAAAGGCAGUAGCCUGACGCAGUUGAAAACUUGAUUAAGGUUUGCAAAACCUAGAGACCUACUAGUAUUCUCGAGACGGAGGUACUCGGAGAAAGGAGGGAUGUACAAGUAUCUGGUGUAUCUGUACAAGUAUUUUUUUUAUUUCGUUGCGCCAUUCAUUUCUGAAUUAGGUUCUGUAUGGAAUAUUUUCAAAUAUGUACUAUAACUUCAACUAUUCCUUGACUCUUUCUUGGGCUUGUGGAGAAUGAGGCCUGUUAUGACGCCUCUGCUGUUGUUGCUGUUAAUAUCAGGAAUGCAAGUCAAAGCUAUCCAAAAGCUUUAUUAGUAGUACCUUUUCGAUUAAAGAAUAUCUCAAAAUGAAAUAAAUUCUGAAUGAAACUAGUAAUUGAAAUUUUUUAAACUUUUUAGGGUCCCUUUCAAUUCAGGGCCUGGGGCAAUCUUCCCCUGCCUUCCUUUUCGGCGGACCAAAUUGAAUUAAUUUGCCAAUAUUGUCUCAGAAUCUCUCAAAGGAUCACAUUAAAUCCUCUUGUAAUCCUGACAGUUGACCCGUCAGCUGAAAGAAAAGCUGUUCAAAUAGGCAACAUUCGCCCUCAAUUCGGUACACUUCCAGAAGAUAUCUAUUAAUAAGUCAAUCCAAAAUUGCUUCUUUGGAUCAGCAUAUAAUUUACGUCAGUCAACACUACUUUGAGAUGAAAUCAGGUAGAGCAAAUAGGCAGGAGAGAGCGCUAAAGUGCACUGAAGAAGUUUUACAGCCGAGAGUGACGUUCACGAUUCUUUAUUUGAUCAGUUGAUACUGGAGUGGCGAAGAAUGCUUGCUAUUCUCUCGAGUGCAAAGAUCUUUUUCGAGAUUAUUGUCUCUUUUUAACUGCCUGAUCCCUUUCUUAGAUUAAUUUUCUCGAGAGGCCCUCAUAAAAGAGCUGUUUUUCAGCGAGUGAUGUGAAAGUCUGUGCGACUUAUCAGCUUUUCCAAUCUUUCACUUAAACCUCCGUUUUUGAAAUCACCACACCGAAAGACUUAAAAGCCUUCUAUUCACGUACAGUUAAAGCCCGCCAAGAAAAAUUUCGAAUAUAAGAGUUGGAGGCUGAUGUUUUCAAAGUUAUGUUUAAAAAUAUAAUUUGAAUAUAUGCAAGGAGCAGUUUUACAGAAAUUUCGUUUUCGUUUAAUUCAGCGUUUUGAAUUUAAACGUUACUCUGUAAAGACUGAUUACUUUCUGCCAAAACGAUAACUUUCAUUACUCUUCAAGCUGGUCAUGCUAUUUUCUUGAUCUUAUAAGCAACUCACUUUUUCCAAAAAAUCUCAUCCGCUAUUAUUUACGAAACUGUACAGUCUGAUCCGAAAUAAUGAGUAUCUUGUAAGCGCGUUAACACGGAUCAAUUUAGAAGCAACACAUAUUAUCUUGCUCACAUUUCAGCUUUUUCUGCCCAUUUAAUUGUUUAAUUGAUUACUACCUCGCAGUAUCAGUAUUUAUCAUUUAGUUCAGUUGUAGCUUUUUAUAUUCGCCAGAAUGACUGUAUGUUAAUGCAACUGUAUAGAUUGUUUUGUUGCAAGUUAUCAAUUCAGCCAAUUGAUACAUUGAGAGGUCUAGAACGAGCGGAGAACGAAUGACGCAGAGACAGUAGACAAAUUAUAUGAAGAUUUCGGACUUAACUAUUUAUAGGGAAUAGAAAUCAAAUGCUACAGAUGUUGGGAAAUGAAUUGAGGCAUACACCCAUCGUUUCUUGAACUUCAAACAAUCCUAGAGUUCUAAUAUUUUGCAUUCUUCAGUUAAACACACAUGUUCAAUUUAUGGCCUAAUUUUGAAUGUGCCAGCAUUUUAGUCUAAGAAGCAAAUUUUCAAAUGCCAGUGCUGUCAAAUCUUCUACAUUUUUGAAGCGACUUUAUCUGUCUUUGGGCUUAAAAAAGUUGUACAAUGAAUUUUGGAAGAAUUUCCAAAAGGAUACUAUAAAUUAAAUUAGUGUAUUCCACUUGUUCUUUGUGAUUUCUGUAAUAUUAUGCUUUCCGCGUACGGAGAGUUUUCGUUUGCUCAGUAUCAGUAUUUGUCAAAGUGGUAAAUGACACUGCAAUCAAAUUUCUGUCUAAGUAUAUGGAAAUUUCAAGCACAGCUGAGAGCACUUCGAAGUAAAGUCAUGUUUUGCGCCACGUUCAAGGCGCCUUCUUAUGCCUCUCUUCCUAUUCAACUAGUUCUAGGCGUAGGUCAUAGCAAUAAAGGCAUGCGUGAAUUUGCCAAUUUUUUCCCUUUCUGUGAGGCUUUUAUCCCUCUUAUCACAUUACUACCUUCUACUUAUUUGCAUUUUAAUUUCCAUUGUUCGUUUCCGUUUACAUCUGAAAAUAGUAGUUCAUAAAGUGAAUUCUGUUGGUCGUUGAUUCUCGAUAGUCAGUCGGCGUGCAGCUCUGUGCACUUUACUAUGCCUCAGUUACUAAUAAGUUUCUUUUGUAAAAAUAUAUACAACAUCUUAACUUGAAACGUGACUUACGUUAAGUCAAUUCUAGUAAUAUCCUUGUAGCCAUUUUUUUAGCGAAAAGACUUGCGGCUGUCAUAUUGUUCAUUAUCAACUCUAUCGUAGAUUAUUUAAACCUUUCUUCGGGCAAUUUCUCCUUGAAGUUAGAAGUGGUCAUUGAGAGGUCAUCUAUUUAAAAUUGCUUUCAAUUCGAAACAAUGUUUGCUCCAUGUGACAGGGUACAAUCGUAACAAUAGAAGGCCACGUUCUGCUCGCGACUGGUCUGUUGUUGCAACCCUAUACUCAAUCGGCUUAAUGUCCUGUGAAACACAUAACUGCCCCUUGGUCCCUAUUGUGGUGACACAUCCAAUCCUUUCUUUCAUAAACUCAAAGUGCUUGUUUCAAAGGUCCUUAUCAUACUCUCAAAAUUCAUCUUAAGGAUUAGUUAAUUCAUCGACUCACUUGUAUAUACAUUUGAGUAUUACUUUGUAGAAAGACCUUAUCAAAAGCCAUGUCAGGAUAUUAUUUUUGUUGUGUUAAUCAGUGUGGAUCACUAAUGAAUAAAAUGACAGUGAGGACUGAGUAUCAGACCGACACCUACUGCUGCAAAUCUCUAAGAUAUAACAGGUUUCACAAAAUCUUAUGGUCAAAUAGAGACAAAGAAGCCAACUUUUGACCAGGGAGCUAAUGGAGACAAAACCCUACGGUUGGUUUGUUGCACAGGUGUAGCCUACUUAGGCUUGUUAUAUUUCGAAAGUAUCUCGAGUUUUUUCUAAGGAUCAGUUUAAAACAGCUUGUGUUUAGGUCUUCACCGCUGAAAAAUUGUUAUUGGACUAACUUUCUCGUCUCUUAGACGAUUUUAAUUGCAGCUUCUGAACUGUUUGUGAUCUGCAAUCAAUGUUGAAGAACCUGCUGGUAGCUCUUAUCACUAAGAUACCAACAGACUGUCAGCCAGGCUUAUUGGGAGAAGAAAUAGACUUUUCUGUCGAUUUGCUUUGAAAUUCCAGCCUCGUUUUUUGAAAUUAGUGAAAGAGCAAUAAUUAUUUAUCAUCGGUUAGCACGUUGCUGGAUGAUUUUAUCGAAUCAAAUAAAAAUUUAUCUUGAAGUCCAGCUUUUUCAGGGACAUUGUUAUGAAAUAUCACCGAAAAUAAUUGAAAGACUUUGUUAUAUUUGGAAGGCAAUGUAAAUUAAUAUCUAUUCGUGUGGAUGCAGUUCGAUCCAAAUUGAAACUGUUACAAGACAUUCGUGUGCUGUUAAAUUAAAGGCUGCUCCCUAUUACACAAGGGUAAUGGGUAUUCUGGUCUUCCUUGUUUAGUGUCUUUAUCAAAAUAAUUUUAUGUAACUGUUUGUUGGGGCGACGAAGGAGCGAAAUCUUCGAAUGAGUGAGGCAACCCUCCGUCCUGAAGUCAGUGAGCAUGCGCAAUAAUAACUUCGUUCUGUGUGCAUGCUCGAUGACUCCAAGAGAGAGGGUUGCGUCACUUAUUUUAAAAACUUUCUCUUGCUUGUCUUCUCAAAAAAUACAUCCCUUGGGCUGGUAGAGUGAUUAGAUUGGUCUGGUUUACCUUAAAAGGAGCCUUAGCAAAAAAGGGUUUUCCUCAAGCAAAUUGUUUGUGUUUUUUCUUUGAAAAUAAAAUAACUCUUAGCAGUAUCGUUUAAUUUUUCUUUUAGUUGUCUCGUGAAUAUGGCCUCCACAGCAUGUACAAGCUUCUCCCUAAAAAACCUAAGGUUUUCGCUGUUCAAGGACCAUAAAAACCACAUUCCAUCACCUGUGUCUUGCUUUUUGACUUUGAGUAAAGAAAUUUACUCACAGUACUCCUUGAAACUAUACGCCAUAAUCCCAGAUCAAACUUGCUCUAUAGAGAGUUUUAUUUAGCUAGUCAGUGUUAUGUGCAUAAUGAAUUCCUUCGAAACACACGUGGCCAAGAAAACUUGUUGGGAAACCUGGUUCCCGUUUUUUCUGUUUGCUCGUCGAACAAAGGGAGGCGGGCGAUUGCUAGACAGUUUGCCCAGACACCCGCAUUCAAGUAAAAACGGAAUACAGGAUGAUAGAACCAGGCAACGAGGGAUUGUUCAUGUUUGUAGAUGACAUGCUACCAAUCCUUAAAACAGAUAAAUAAAUAUGACCCACCCUGUCUGCAGUGUGUUGUUGAUUACCUGCAGGGCUGAGUUGUUCAGGUGAUCGUGCAUAGGCCAUUGUUUGCUUUGCUAAAAACCUUCUAAUGUAUGCAUUAGUUUCGCUAAUUACCUUUCAAUCAUCGCCUAUUCAUUAAUGCAAAACUGGUACCAUAAUGUUGACUUUCCUCACAAGGUGAAAUUGACCCUAAACGCUUUCUAUUAGGAAAACACCCUUUUCAUUGCCAGUUGAAUAUAGCUAUCAGCUGGACUUGUAGGAUAGGUUUCGUUGCUAAUUUAUGUAUAUCAUAAUACAGAGCAAACAUUCCAUUCUGUUUAAGUGACCUUGCUUUUCAUUUUUUCAAUAAAUGCAUAUAAUAUUGACUUCCUGGACAUGCUUGAGCCUAUGAAAGAUAACGAGAGAAAUAAAGAUCAUGGUUCCUGGUCACAUUACUUGUGGCACCACAUUGUCUAAGAGAAAAUCCUAUACCGCAACCCGUUGCUAAAGGCGACAACAAAGUGUUAGAAUCUGCCUUUUUCAAGUUGGAGAGUUACUGAGAUAGGCUACUGACAUAAGCUUUAUGAUGUUGAUGAUCUUUUUAAAUACCGUGUUGCAUUUCCACCUAUUCUCUCUAGGCCAUCUUUUUUGCGUCAUGUAUUGGGAGGUAAUAUAGUCCGAUAUUUUACCACAGCGCCUGAAUUUCAUUUUAUAACUGAUAUUGAUUCUAGAUGAUCAAACAAAUACCUUCUUGAAAAUAAUAAGUCAUUUGAAUGAUAAUGCCAUUCUGUUGAAGGAAGCAUAAAUUGUACAUCCCUUUUUGGAAUCUAUAGGGUAUUACAAUAAGAGAAUGAAGGUAGCUGCAAUCUAUAAGUACCAAUUAUCAGACCAUAUAGUUUUCCACGGUUAAAUACAUAUCCUUACUGAAAAUAAUGAAUCUGCUCGAGCUUGAGUACAUCUUUCAAAUAACUCACGAGUAACGAUAUAGAGCAUUUUUCUUGACAAUGUUGUCAGUUUGUAUUUUGAGAAAGGAAGGGAAAUUCUAAGUCUUGUUGCGAAGAAAUGUUUCUUUUUACAGUUGCUUUCAACUUUCAAGACUUUUUUUUAGUCGAGGGAUUUGCUAUUUUCUUUGCAUCCUCCCUGAUUUACUCCUGUUGACUGUACGUCACUUUUCAGAUAAAUAUAAAUGUUGUGGAUUUCUGAAGAAUCAGCUUCCAGAAGCUCUUUGGGUGUUGCUUUUUUGCCAUAGCGGAACAAACAUCACCCAUUUAUAUAUACUAUUGUAAUUUAACUUCAACAAAACUGGACUAGAAUCUUGCCUUAAUGCUUUAAACAAAUGUUUUCUAUAAUGAGCCUGAAUUUUAAGAAAGUUUACACUUCCAAUUGGCAAUCAAUGCAAGCUUUUCAACUCUUUUUCAUUCUAGCUGUCAAUUAGCCAUCGAUUAAACAAUCAAAAUUUUACUUUUGGUCAACUCAAAUAUUUUUCAUCAAUUAAGCUUUGAACAAGUUUAUUUUUUGUCAGGGAGACGAGCAAGAGAAAGUCUUUAAUGAGUGAGGCAACCCCCCGUUCUUGAGACAAAAAGCAUGCGCAUAGAAGUAAGUUAUUAUCACGCAUGCUGUCUGACUCCGGGACGGAGGAUUGCAUCACUCCUUUCGCUUGUCUCCCCAACAAAAUCCGACCCAAACAUGGUCUUUUUCAGCGGCAGCAAAACUCCUUGUCCUGUUUUUGAUCGGCAACUCUGCUCAAUAGACUUUUUGAUUGUUAAAUGAACCUUCCAAUAUUGGCUUUUUGCGGUGCUCACAUAAUUUUUUUACAGUUUGGAUACAUUCAAUGGUGUAGCAAUGUUUGAUUGGGAACUUUCUAUGAGAAACCGAGCCAUUAGGUGUCCAAAAGUUAAGACACCAUAGUACUGAACCUGCUUUUUUGAGACGUAACUGCUUGAGAAUGAGUCUUUUGAUAUUGGAACCUAUAACGUGACUUGGUAAAACAUAACUCUUUUAAGGAGCCUUUAAGAAACUUCCAGCACUAACUUCAACAAAAGAUAAUGAAAUAAGAACUAUCCUCGAGCUUAUUUUCCCAAAAAUGCAUAUAUACAAAUGGUGAGUGCUAGUUGUGAAGCUCGAGAAGUUAGUGUAGCUUUGUUAUUUUGCUUUUUUGUGAAAAACUUUUAUUUCUGUGAAUUUUCCUCGGAUUUCCUAUUACCAUUUCUAAAAGAAUAUUACAAAUUUUGGUAUAGCCUCGAUAUUCUUAAGAAAUUUUCAUGUUGUGCCUGAAUAUAUUCUUAAAGUAUUAUUUUUUCUAAACUGAUCUGGUUUUAAGGGAACAUCGCCCGCCCUUGAAUAGAAACCGCGCUUUUUGAAACGAACGAGGUUUGCCAGUCAUGCUAUUCUCUGUUAUGAGCAUCGCAAAGCAGCCAACUGCUAAAAUUGAGACGCAAAAGUGCGAACUGAGGUUUAUUAUAAAAAGUUGGACGAUUCUGACCCUGAAUAUUCUUAUGAGCAGAAGUCUUAUAAUAGAAAAGAUUGCUUUGAAAAAAGCAAUUAUUUCACAACAUACUAACUUAAAGCUUUUUCUUCUGACACUCCUCAGAGUAUAAAGCGUCAGAAUAAGGUUCCGAAAGAAAAAGAUGGAGAAUAUAUACCCAGCUGCGGAUCGAAAAAGGCCAAUCAGAAAAACGCGAGCAUAUGACCGGUACAGUUGUCCAAUCAGUACCGCGUGCCUAAAGAAAAAUUACCACUGGAGUCCGAGAAAGAAAACGAAUUCCUUCUUUCUACACAAUGGCGGCUUUUUCUUUUGUAUGUAGAUCGAUUCCAAAACUGCUAGAUGAAACCUGGGUCUGCCAAUUGUCUGAAGCAUGUCGUAAUUGUAGACUUGAGCAAAGUCUUGGUUAUCUAGAAGAUGUUGUCCGAUGGCAGAAUCCCUUGUUUUAACGGUGUUUCUAGACCCCAAAGAACGGGGAGGCUGUUCUCUUUGAGGGGCAGUUUUGAUUCUUAUGUGGGAAGGAAAAGAGUGUACUGCGAACUUCACCUCAGUCGAAUUAUGUUAAUUGCUUUCACUGGUUGCCAAAUGCUUCUUGGCCCUACCAAUUUUUCGCAAAACGCUGCAACAGGUUUUUAUAGGAACACUAACGGAAAAGGACAUAUGACUUUAAUUAAACUGCAUGACAGAACAAUGGUCUUUCGAAACAAUACUGAAAUUUCUCGUGCGUAUAGAGAACGUGAGCUGAUAAGUAUGUACUCUUAUGAAGUAUAUUGUGGCAAGGUCGAGCAUAUGGGCUUGGUUCGUGGGGAAGAAAGUAGACACACUGAAAACAAUCACUCUGAAUGAAAGUGCAGAAACACUCUUAUAAGAUGAGAGAUGAUAAGACGGCUAGGAGAUAGUCAUAAAAGGGUUAUUUUGCUAGACAAAUGCGCAUUCUCGUGACACAAAAAUGAUACUUGUACGACAUUCUAUUCAAAUUAGAGCGACAAGUUUGUGACAAAGAUGAUUAAUGGAGGCACACCGUAUCAUCUUGUCAUUGACGUUUGAAUAAUUCCCUAAGAUAGCAUAAAGAAGUAUGUGUGAGACAUAAUCAUGCUAAUUUUUGCUUAUUCGGUCGAAGAUGCUAUAUUUUUUACCGAUAAAUGGUGAUAAUACCUUUGUAAAGGCUCUUGCGCAACCCGCAUGCUUAGCGGCAGUUGUCUUGCGCAACCGCAUGUUUUGUAUCUUCAUGCAGUACGAUAUUAGGCCAGUGUUUUGAAUCAUAUUUGCAAAACGUGCCGUUUGGCAAGAGCCUUUAAUUACUUUUACUGUGCAGUGCAGCGCAUUAAAAAUUGUAUAAUAUUUUUUUCUGGAAAAGCAUCACAGCUAUAAGAAUGUGAAGAGGCUGACCAGAAAGAGUAAGCGAAACUUCCCAUUAUCACGAUUUACAGGCAUUUCUUAUGAGAAAAUGCUGAUCACCUUUAGAAUGCUGAGAGUUCAUUAGAUUGUGAACUAGUUGUUGGUCAAUUCGAAGUUGGAACUUUUGAUGUUUGGAGCUGGAUCCUGUUUAAUUUUUCAGCAAUGACUUAGGAAAAUAAUGUAGUUAUUUACUUGAUUCACUACCUAACAAGAGCUGUUUGCGGAUUCAGUGGCGAAGUGCCUUUUGAAAAUGCUGGUACUCAUCAUAUUUUGGCGGCAUGCGGGCAUCUGCUGCCCUUCUUGUAGGUGUUUGCAGCACUUACGUGUCAGCGACCUGUUCAAUAGGUCGAGCCUGAUUUUCGCAUAAGAGCACUGCAAAUAUAUGCUGACAUUUUAAGAACUUGUUCAUUUAGGUAUCAAAUUUUUCUUUUGCUUUUAACCAUGUUUGAUCAGCCUUUUCAAACCACUUGUUGCGAUGUGCUCAGAUUCCCAUUAGCUAGCCUCGCUUUUGUUGCUUCAAAAAUCUUUAUAUACCUUGCCAGCCUCUAGUUAUUGCUCUGUUUGCCUAGACAGUCUUGAUACUAAUGUAGUCUAAGAUCAGUGACGUCAGAGGUCGUGGUUUUGGUCUUUAACGUAAUGCAAAAACCUGAAUUAUAGUUAGUUUCAAUAAUGAGACUGUUUCUUCUUCGUCUCAUUUUGUUUCUUUGUAUCGAAUUUACUUUAAGAUAGUUUUUAUGAUUGUAGAAUCUCGAAACUGUAUUAUAUUAUCGUAGUGAGACCUUCAAAUGCUUUUGUUCUUGGCAUUGUCUACCGUUGAGAAAAAUGUCAGUAAAAUAUAUAUCCAAAAACAUAACUUUGUAGAUACGAUUGAUAAGCACAGUUCUUUUCAUUGUGAAUUGAGCGAAUCUAGUUCUCAAGGGAAACAAAGAUAAUUGUUUUGAAUUAACCUUGUGACGCAGAUAUGCUUCAUUUUGCACUGAUAGACACAAUACAAGCUACAAUGCGCAAUGUAUUUUUCUUCAUCAAUUUUUUCCAAGUUGCAAACGGUAUAUGCUUGUAGAUAUUUGUAGCCCAUUUCUGCAACGUUCCUACCAAGACGUUUGUUUGGAUUUAUGGGGGUUCGCUCAGACACUUUGAGACCUGUAUUUAUAUAUAUAUAUAUAUUUGUAUUCAUGUUAAGGCUUCAAAGUAGCUUGUCAAAUGCCCAAGUUGGUUCAAAUGCCUGAUGCUGCAGCACAAAAAAUUUUGAACAAUUCUUGGCGGUUCAAAACUUGAAAAUGGCUUUGAAAAAAGGAAACAUUUCACAGAUACUACUAAAAGCUUUUUCGUCUGAAGCUCCUCGGCGUAUAAGAAUCAGUGGCGGACGGCAAGGAAGGCGGUCGCCCCCCCAAAUAUUUUGGAAUAGAAUGGUCUUGUGUUCUUAAACAAUUGGAACAUGUGAUGUCAUCUUAUCAAAACAAUAAGCUGGCCCCCCCCCCUAAUAUUUGAGCAAGUGUCCGCCCCAGAUAAAACGUCAGAACAAGGGUCCGAAAGAACACGAUGGAAAAUAUAUAUCUAGUUGCGGAUCGAAAUAGGGCAGUCAGAAAAACGCAAGCUCAUGAUCGGCGUAGUUGUCCAGUCAGUGCUGUGUGUCUAUAGGUAAACUACCACUGAAGUCAAAGAGAAAAAACGAACUCCUUCUGUCUACAUAAUGACGGCUUUUUCGUUCGUAUGUAGAUCGAUUCCAAAUCUGCUAGAUGAAACUGCUAUUUUUCCUCGUGUUUUUUCGGACCUUUAUCCUGACAUUUUUACUCUGAGGUGUGUCAAACGAAAAAGCUUUAAGUAGUAUGUUCUGAAUAGUUUGCUUUUUUCAAAGCCAUUUACAAUAGAUUCUCGCCUAUAAUUAUCUGGGCCUACUUCAGGAAUGGGCCUAAUGCUGCAACACUAAUAGCACCUUGAUCCGGCCUUUCAAAUAGACACAUCCAUCUUUAAAGCCAAAAUGUUCAAUGAUAUGAAAUAGCUGAAAUAGAUUUCUUUGUAUAAAAGUUUUUACAACUUAGAGUACCUAUUUAUGUGUCGUAAAUAUUCCCUGUUAUAAAAAUGGCGUAAAUCGCAAAAUAUGGCCAACAAUUCUUGCUUUACAAGACCCAUGGAGCCAGCUCCUUAUGUAUGCUGUCAUAUUCGCAAGUUUAAAAUGUAUAUGGUUACAAUAUUGAGGCUCAUAACUGCUGAAUUCAAAUCAGAAGAGAUGUUCAGAUUCGUUCUUUGUCAGCAGAGUUAUCUGAGAUGCAACUUCAACAAUAUUUAUACUUAGAAAAAUACUACAUGAGAUUAUAAUCUUGUGUUUUUAAAAAUUUUACGAUACUGCAAUUGCUUCUUUUCUUCUUCAUUCCCAAAAAAACAUUUACUCAUUUUUUCGUUUAAGAAUAACUUAACAUUACAUUAAAAUUUCAAAUGGAUUUUUUUAGAAUACCUAGGCAUAAAAAUUCGUGGAUCCCAUCUACCAAUAUCAAAUCUUCAUUUUUUUGCUAAAAAGGGAUUAUAAAAUUUGAAAUUAAUCUAUGCCAAAAGUCUAAUUUUGUUUGCACUGCCAGGCAGCGAAUUACUCUUCUUUUGAAAUUUUUUCUCUUCUUAUACAUUUCAAUGAAAUUUUCCACUGUUGUUUCCACUCUACGUUACCGGUCGAAUCUUUAAGAAUAUCUCAAUAUUCAAAACGUAGUAUCUCGCGACCGAACAGUCAAAAUGCCAUGAAGUUUACGGUACAAACUAAUUUCAACCCGACGAUUUUAAAUCUGACGUCAAUUCUUGAAAAAGUUCUGCAGGUAGCGAGAUACAAAUUCGAUGACGUCAGAUGGGAUCAACGUAAAUAAGGAACUCUUAUAAACAUAGUUUGGUAUGGUAUAUUUCCUUUUUGUUGUAAUUUGUUGGCUUUUCUUGUUUCCCUUGCAGACAUCCUUGUGUCCCUCCAUGCAUAAAUUAUAUUUAUUGGGUCAUUUUGUCAUUAUUUCCAUUAAUAACCAACGUCUGUACCAUUAAGUAUUUAUUAUGAUUCCUGUUCGGUGCACCUAGAUUGUGUUUGUGUAACUUAAUUUACAGAAGAAGAUUAACUUAUUACAGAAAUGCGUUAUUUGUGCUUGAGGAACAGUUCUUUCCUUGACAAAUUCGUCUUCUGUAAGUGUUUUGCACAGCAUGGCAUCAAGGUUUUCGAGAAUUUUUUUAAUUUCUUAAAUCCAUUGCCCAUUAUUUUCAUGUAGUACUUUGAUGACUAUAAACAGUUUUGUGGCACCCCAUGGACGCCAAUCAAAUAUGUAUAUUACCGCGUUCAUGUUGAAGCAAAUUGAUCUGUUAUAAAUGUUGAAAUCCUGAUUCGCAAACGUCACAGUAGCUGUAAUCCUAUUGAAGUCUUUCACUUGCUGGCCACUUUGAGGACGUUGCGUGUCAGGAGCGCUGCGUAGCAGCCAAACGUCAUAUCGAUUUGUACAGUGUCAAUCAAGUCAAGAAGUGGGUGUGAAAAUGCAGCUCUUUGUGUUGUUGAGGUGAUUGACAUUUCAAUCAACGCAUAAUUUCGCUUCAUAAAUGACAUGUCAGAUUGGUAUUUCCACUAGAGCUUCAUCUCGCAUUUGUGUAAGCUUCGCAGUGUGUUCGCACACAAUCAGACUCGACUUGAUCCGUACUAAGAUUACCUAAGAUUCACACUGCGUUUAAAAUUGUAGACUUUUAAAGUUAAACGGCUUAUUAAGGUAUUCGUUAAAUCGGUGUUACCUGGUUCAAUUAGAGUUUAACGAAACUCUUAUCGCUGCCUGCACACUGGUUGGCUACUCCAUUUACAGUUACGAGACUGCUGUAAUAAGCCGCAUUCUGUUCACAAGUUUCUCUGCAGAGGAGGACAAGGCAGCCAUCCAGCAUCUUUUUUGUGGACUUCAUUUUUAGCUUCUGUCGUUCUUUUUUCACCUGUUAGUUACCGCCAUGGAGCGCGUCGGAAAGCCAAAAAAGCUACGUUCUUUCUUUGUCGAGGAUAUACUGGAAUUAAAUAGAAAUGAUAAAUUUUGCGAGGAAGCGUCAGCUGAUGAAAGCGCACAUCAACGCAAGGAAUCCAAGCCCAAACAAGAUUUUUUUCCAAGCAGUUUUCGAGAAGAUGUGUCAAUUACGUCGAGACUGCCAAAAUGCAGCAUUACUGAGACCAAGGAACAAUGUACUGAGAGCCUAGAGAGGAAGGGGAUUUCUCCCAGUGAAGAACACAUAUCAGAAGACGAAGAUGACGCAAUCACGUACUCGGAUGAAUCUGAUAAAGAAGGUUCGAAGAUAAAAACAAAGGGUGGAAAAGAAACAUCAGUAACAUCAACAACUGGAGGAAAGAAACGAAGAAGAAGAAUUCUAUUUACGAAGGCGCAAACGUACGAGUUGGAACGACGUUUCAUGCAUCAGCGUUACUUGUCUGCCCCUGAGAGGGAGCAGCUAGGCCGCAUGAUCAACCUUACAGCAACACAAGUAAAGAUAUGGUUCCAGAACCACAGAUAUAAGUACAAACGGCAAAAGGAAGAACUAGAAUGCGAGCAGGUUUCGCAAAAAUAUAAUAUCGACUCACUGCGUCAACAUCCCCUGCCUCCUAUAAUGCUCCACAGGGAAGACAUUUACAGAGAAACUAUUGACUAUCGCUCGCUGAAGACUUCAGAACUACAUCACAGCAAUGGGUGCACUGUCGAUUGUCACCAUCCAAUUGAACGAUGCGCCUCAAUAGAUUAUUGUCGACCUGCGUUUUAUUCGGACGUUUGCAAAUGCUGCUAUGGGCACGACAGAGUCAUUAAAACCCAGCAUUACAGCUACCCUAGCCAUCCGAAAAUUUUACUCUGAUACUGACAAACGGGAACUGCAAAGCUGUGCACGUUGCAUAUGAAUUCACAGCAAAGUUUCCUUAUAUGUAAAUGAUAAUUAUAUGUAAUAUCUGAGGAAUUGUAAAUUGGAUUCGAUGAAUUAUCUUAUUUAGUGAAAAACCAACACGUACAUGAGCAAGAGGUUACAGAUUUGAAACGGGGCCUUCUGUAGAUUUUGCUACACCGCAAGCCCUUCCGUCUUCCCUCGGGCCUUUUGCUCUUAGUAUCGCUGUUGAUAAAUACCUAGAUAAGGAGAAAAUUACAAUUUUAAUGUCUUUAUUGGCAAACAUAUUUGCUUGGUAUACCCAAGUAUGCAAUUUUAGAUUAUGCUAGUUUAAGAUGUUUGGGAAACCGGCAAACAGGGCCCUGGACACCUGUACUUUACCAACGAUCUUAAUAUAAUUUAUCGCAUUGUAAAAAAUAUGGCGGAGCGCUGGAAUCGUGUUUAGGCUAUUAUUCCAGCUAUUGUUCUCGUUAACCAAUCCACAACGAGCAGAUUGCCUUUAAAAUGCAAAAGCCUGUGGUUUCAUUACCAGGGACUUCAGCUAGCGGUUAGAUUUUGUCCACUGCCACCCAUUUUGCGAAACUACACUGCACUCAGUUGUUGUUUUUAAUUUUAUCAACCCUUUUAUCAAAACUCUUGGAAUUUGCCAUCUAUUUCCUGUUUAAAUAUUUGUCAGACUUUUUAUGAUUCUAAAACAAAACUUUAUGGGUAUUGCAAAGCAAGGAAACUUUGGUGUAGUUGUUAUUUUUCAAUAUCAUUUUCACUUGAAAAUUGUGCAACAUUUGCAUUAUAUUCACCAGUUUUUCACUUAACAUCACAGAGCUGCAAACACCAAAUUUGCGUGAAUUCCUGUAAAUCAUUUGCUUUAAAUAGCGAACUGUAGAUAGCACUUAAUUAAGAUGCAAAUAGUCAUAUCAAUUUAAAUGAAUGAAUGAAUGAAUAGUUAGUCUGUUUUCUUCUCACCUCCAUUUCUUCAAAAGUCCAACUCCAAUAUUUAACCGCUAUUGAUUUAUCAGCGGCGCUAGCUAAGUUUGGAAUAAAGUUAACACACAAAAUGAAUGAAUUCCAUGUUCUCUAUCUAUUAAUGUAAUGAUUUUUAACCUUGUUAGGGACCUCAUUUUGGUUUGUGACUGGAAUAACGGUUGGAAAGUUUGAUUUGUUCACGAUACGAUAUUUUAGACUUCUUCAUGUAGUUGGGAAUCUGGUAGAUAUUAAUUGGAUCCAUUUUAAUACAAUGUUACGCCUGGUGCAGAUAUCAAGGCUGUAUAUUCAUUAUGGAUAGUUUCUACCUAUUCUGACACUUAAAAGGAUGUAAAUAUAUCUAUGUAUAUGCAGGGGAGGCUAAAUAAAGAUGGGAGGCUCAGAUGAGGCUGAUAUCGAGGCCUUAUCGAGAUCAAGGGCCAAGGCUGCCUCAAAUCACAGCUCUGAUUUCUCUGACAUUUAUGUUACAUACAUUACGUUACGUUAGAUAUAUUAGACUUAAAGGCAUUUGACAUGCAUAAGUAUAGCGAAUCCAAAAAUAACUUAGGCCAAAUUGAUCAGAGCAUGCGCACAAGAAAGGUAUUGAAAACCGCUCACGUGAAACCACUGCGGAAACUGUUCACGCGUUUUUCUCUGUGCGCAAUUUGAUUAGUCAACCGCUCGUGGUCGAGUGGCUGUAAGCCACUUUUACUUGUGUCAAAUGCCCCAAAACCAAAUGCAAACAUUUUCAAGCUAGAACUAGUUUUUAAGCUAACUCUUAGGCUGGGCUGCAACUGAAAUGUAUGUAGAUUUUGAUUAUAUAUUGACAUUUGUAUUCAGACAAUUAGGCCGGGAUGAUCCAUAAAUGUAUAAUAUAUGCAAAAGCAGCUCCACAAUAGUGUUACUAGGUAUUCAAUGAAACAGUAAAUUAAGCAUAUGAAAUAGCUUGAAUCACUGGAUACAGCUAGUUUAAAGUCUUUUUAAGCCUUUUUUGGUUAAAUAUAUUUAGGAGUUGAAAUUUCAACGAGUUUUUAGAGUCAAGAAAGUAUUCAAACUGUUCUCCGCGAAAUAGGGACCGCGCACCAGUCUAAAUGAAGGAGGGCUGAAAAGGGCGUGACGGAAAUUUUUUUGAGGCCACGCCCACUAGAGCGCCGAAAAACGCCCCUUUUUGAAAAUACUGGCUUAUUUCUACCAGGGUUUUAUAAACAAUCUGGGUCAGAGAAGAUAUAAAUAGCUAUAAAAAUAGAUAAAAUUAGUUUGGGGAUAAUAAAACAUCAAGAAAAACACCUAGAAAAAUGAACAAAAAGGGUUCCCAGUUAAGACAAACUGCUACUACUUAGGAUUAUACGAUUCAAUGUUGCGUUAGAGCAUAGUUAGAGUAAACUUGUUUUCUAAAAAAAAAGUUUUCUAACCUAUUAUUGAAAAAAGGUGGAGGGGCUAUAGCCCCUGCCAGCCCAAUGGCUGCGCGGUGCCUGCCGUGAAAUAGACUUUACUUCUUAAACAUUCCCUUAGAAAAACCCUAAAGUAAAACGGGGUUUAGAUAUGACAGUUUCGUUUCUUCUUAUUUCAUUUUGGUCUACUUCACGGUUAAUGACAAUGUGGCAGCCACGUUGUUCUGUGUUCUGGAAAUCUUAAUUGCUAAUUUAUGAAAAUAAAGUAUGUCAAGUUUAAGCAGUUUAUAGAUGUGUUAAGAUGAGGCCAAAAACUCAAUUAUUGCACUGAAGUACAGCAUAACAUUAGAUUAAGACACGUAAUAACGAGAUCAGACAUCACAUCGAGGUUACUCUUGGUUAGUCCAAUUAUUCGAAAGAUCCUUUGAUAGAAGUCACAGACUCUUCAUUCGGAAAAACUGUUCUCAGAAUCCACAGCAGCCGUUAGUUGGCAGCCAUUCUUAAGUAGCUUAUCGAAGCAAAACGUUCACUAGUUCCUAUCGCAUUUAUGGGAUUGUCCCAUCAUCACGCAGUACUUAUAACAAACCGCUUUUAAGAAAAGAAAGAACUCUUUUAAAAGUGACUGGAGAUUAGCUUGAAUUUAAAAACGGUUUUCAUUAUAUGCCAUGUUCUAUAUUAUAUUUCGAAAGUAUUCAUGUUUUGCCUGAUGCAAACUCGCUUUGCACUAUAGGUUAAGCCGAGACAAGAAAUGUUUUCAAUUAACUCUUACUACAUACAGCAUUUUUCCCAGACGUAGGAAUUCUUUCUACACGUUUCAAAGCAAAUUUUGUUAUAUAAGAAUGUAAAGAUUGCUAGUUAUUGCCUGGCAAGUAAGGUUAUGUGAACCAAAAUUGUGAACGUUUUAAGGAGUUGGAGCCUGCUCUUGAGAUUUUAUGAGCCGGCUGCGUGUGCUUUACUUUCAUAGAAGAAUGUUGACUGGUCGAGUAAGCUGUGAAUUUGUGACCCUUAUAAUUAGCACCGUUGCAUCUAUUUGUGCAGCUAAUUGAUCUCACAAAAUCAUGAUUUGGAAAGGAUCAACAAAACCAGAUAGAAUUACGCGUCCUUUCGAGUCAUGAACAGGUUGCUGAUCAAACUUUCUACCCAAAAACACAUCUUAUUCACUCCAACGUUUCUUUAUGUUUUAGUCAAUCGUUAACAAGCCAUCAAAAGAUGUGUCUCUUAAUUAGAAAAGCAAAGUUUAAGUUACGUUGUAAAUGGGUGUCAAUGGAAAAAUCGUUUGACAAAUUGAUCGAUAUUAACUCAUCGUUCAGCUGUUUAGUUAAGGGAGUGGCUAACUCCACCUUGUUGUACACAAGUAGGCAGGUAUUUGCUCUUGAUUAUCUCGAGUAAAGCGCAUGUGUGAAACACAUACUUUAAUUAUUUUGCCCUCUUAUGGAAACAUCAUGCCACGUUUUACUCUUUUGUGCUAGAAGGACAUUUCAUUGCUUGCAGGAACAGAACCCGUUAUUGACACAGAUAACAACCCCCCCCCCCCCCCCACCUCAUAAUUGAUAUAAUAAUUUAUGCUUAAUUAUUUAAAAAUUACCACGCCCUGCAUGUCCUUCUGUUUAGCAUGACUUACGUUGCUUGUUGCUGCAUGUAGAAUAUAGAGUCAAAAGGGUAUCAAUAUUUCCUCCGUACAAUAACUAAUACUCUGCAUACCUUCCUUGGAAAAACAAAGAAACAAAACUGGUGGUUGGGUGUGGCCCUGAGGUUUCUUUUGUUUUUAUUGGCCUUCCUCACGGUCGUUGACCUUGUGAUUGCCAUGUUUUCUUGGCUCUGGUAAGGGGCCAUGCUUAUGGCAACGAUGGUUGAUAGAAUGUCAUGGUUUUUACUGUUACUGCUCCUUUUUAAGUGCAUAUUUUGUAAAUAGAGUUAGCUGAAUCAAUCGUAUAAAAUGAGGAUUGCAAUUCAUUUGUAUGAGAGCAGAUAAAAUGGAUUCAACCUGAUUUUAUACGUUUAUAUAUUUAAUAUCAAUAAGACUUAAUUUUUGAAGCGUCACAGCUUCUUACCCCACUAGCCACUGCUCAGGCUGCACCUAAAUUUAGCUCUUAGCGUUUCGUGCUUUAUGCUCUGGCACCAUUUGAGUGCCUCUUGGUAAGCAAAAAUAUACAAAGGAUUAAGCAACUGCGGCUGAGUAUGUUGAAGUGAGAUUAAGUAUAUUGAGUUAUAGCUAGUUAUUUCUGGAUAAAAUUCACAGUCACGAUAAAAACCGUUUAAUGUCAUACCAUUCAGCUGAUUUAAAUUUUGCAAAAUUGAUUUGUUUUUUGUAUUGAUUGAAUAUACAGUAUUUCUUAUUCCUUCUGUUCUUGCAACCCUGGCUUAGACUAAGAGUCUGAUUAUAAAUAUUGCAAACUAGUAAGUCCAUAUUAUAAUGAUAAUAGAAACUUUUUUGUUAGUGUCUCUUGGUCAAAAUGUUCGCCCCUUGCAAAUCGUUGCCAUGCUAAAGUUCCAUAGUUGCUUGGUGUUGUUGUUGUUGUUGAUUAUCGUUGUUGUUGCUGCUGUUUGUUAUGGCUGUUGCUGUUGCAAUUUCUAUUGUUCUUCUUUCUUUUCUUCUAUCUUUUGAUGUUUUCUCUAUCAUGUUCAGUCCACGUUCAUCGGUAUUAUGAAAACUGAUUCAAAUGUUUAUUAUCAUGAUCGUGUUUUGAAUGAAAAUGUAAGAGAACGACGAUACGACACGAAUUGAAACUUCUCUUGCCAGAAUGUUGUUAUUUCACAUAUCAGAUUUAUAAUUAUGUACCAUUACAUCCCCAUAAAUAAUUCAGCCUUCAUUGAGACUAGACUUAAUCGUGCUCUUUUCAAUUACAUAAGUCAUGAAAGCAAUCAGAAACCUAUAAAAAGAAGAACCUACUUAGCUUAAUGAUGUGGUGAUCGGACACACAGGUUGAAUCCUAUCUAAAAUAAAGACAAUGAUUUCCUGUGAGAUGGUUCUAAAUUGUGUGUCUCUUCAAGCACCUUUUUGUGCAUUUUUAAGUUGUUCAUUUUUGUUGAGCUUCGCAUGUGUCAUAGUCGUUGUCGCACUUUCUACGUGAGUUUAUUCGAAUUUGUCGACCUCAGGCCAUUUCGAACGACGCCAUAUCAAACCUUUUCUUUUGGCACUUGACAUUGACACCCACAGAAUACAAUGGCUUCAACCAAAUCUCAAAUCCUAAGAACGCCUCCUUGAUGUUCAAUCAUCUGGAGGAUGAUUCCUUCACUUAUCUUGGUCACUCACUCUGAUCAUGGAGACAUUACAUCAUUCAUCUGUUUACUGUUUUCAAUGAUGUGUAAUCAUUUCGAGUAAUGUGGGAAAUUUUCCACAGCGACAGCAAUAUAUUUACCAACGUGCCUGAAUGUCUAGCAUAAUCUCUUGUUAGAAGACCCAGGCAACAUUUCCAAUGUUAUGAAAUCUUCAGUAAAUUUUAAGGGGUUUGCCGCAACGUAGUCUUUUAUGCUUUAAGCCCAUUCUAGUGUUAUGUAAACCUUUGUCGUGCCAGCUAAAACCUCGGAAUCGUAGAUUAAGAGUUACAUAUUGCUAAUCUAAUCUCCAAUUGCUAUUUUGCCUCGUUUAAAAGAGAGGUCAACUAAAGCCAGUCAUCUCAACAUUUUACAUAUGCGAAUUCGAUAGUUUAAAAUAUCUGGCUCAAAAUUCUAUGACUAUGAGUAAAAUGGGCUCAAAAUAUAUAUAUUGAUCUGCAUGUAAUAUAUCGUUGAAGAAGACUUAAAUUAAAUAAAGAGCACCAACAUACGAAUGUAAAAAGAAAUGUCCCUCAUCCUGAGAAAAUUUUUAUUGGAAACGUUGCAAACAUUGUUAACACUCUGUACAAACAUUUUUUACGUUCUUUAUUUUUCUGCUAUUUCUUCUAAGUUGAUAUUCUCUCCUACCAAGCUUUAUGGAGGAAUGUUUUUUUGCCUGGAAGCCCCUCAGUCGUUUUCAAGAGAUAAAGUCAACUUCCAUUAGCUUCCGUCUCAUUUGAAAAAAAACAGUUUUGUCAACAGCUACUCUGCGACAUGCGCACCUUCGAUAUGCCAAAGCAAAUUUUUUUCAAUGAAGUUUGAAAACUUCCCUUUAACAACAAUUUGAUACCACAUCCUAAUUUAUCAUACUUAAUGUAUUGAUUAUGUACUAAAAACAAAAUUCUAGCUUGGGUGCUGUACAAUGUAAUAGAAUAAAUCUAGGAAUUUAAGUAAAGUUGUACUAAACAUCACAAUGACUUCGUGUACUGCCCCCGGCCUUUUGUUAUAACAGAAAUGCCCCACCCAUACUCUAGUCACCUUCCCCUUUAUAACCUUUUUCAAAUGUUCGAUGGGAAUUUAUUGAAAUCUGAUUUCGCUCCUAUUAACGCAUUUUUAUGUGUUUGGAUAGCUAAGGAAUGUCUUGAAAUUUUACCAAAAGGUAGGAUGAGUAGCAAGCUUGAAAUUCUUUCACAAAUAAAUUGGCUAAGUGGAAUUGAAAGGCAUAGGUUGAAAUUUCAGGAUUCACUGCAAAUAACUGUAUUACGCUUUUAUUGAAAUGACCACCUUGCAUUUUUAUUUAUUCUUAAUUUCCUAACUUUGACUUAGGUUAUGUCGAAAGCAAUAUUUCAGAUGUUUUAAAUUGCUGCCUCAAAGAUUGAGAUUUUUAAGCACGUAUCCCGAGUACUAUUAGUAAUAACUUUCUAAAUAACUACUCGACUUAUUCUCUUCUAAGUCCCUCCUCCUGCAUUGUUUGGGUAUUUAACCUAAUCCAUGGUGUAACAUGAAGUCAGACCCGUUUUUAUCUCAUAUCUUCCAGAUCCUUCUAGCACCUCUUUAAGCGUUUAUACAUUCUUAAUGUCCUCAUAUGCUUGGUUAAUAAAUAUUUUUCUUGACAGUUGCUCUGCCCUUUUCAUCAUAAGUUUGGUAGCCUUAAGCUUCUCUACAAAUCACUCUUUUGGUGAGAAUCUUAGUUUUUAGAUGGAUUGUUGGAAAUAGUUUGAUCGUCCUCCAUUAGCAAGGAGUUGCUUGUAUUCAUCUUCUGUUGAACUAAUCUUAAGGGCGCCAGAGGCUUUCUAGAUACUCUCAACGUUAGAUUUAAGGGAUCCCAAUUUCUUAAGUGGCUAUCAAGGCCCUGUGCUUUGAAAAGUAAGCCAAAGUUAAUUUCAUGAAUACGAAUUUAAAUGAUCUCAUACUUCUGAAGCUUGUUCUAGCGCCAUUGCUUGCUGUGAGAAAUGGUAAAUAGAUUUGUUUGAGACUGGUUCAGACUGUCUUCAUCAUCGUGAAAGAUAAAAUCAGGGAUGUUGUUUUAUCAAACCAAAACAUGAAAUGCUGGGGUCAAAAUUUGUUUAGCAUUUAAACUCCACGCUGUAUUUGCUUUUCCAUUGACUUGAAGCGCUAUGCAUUGAUCACUCUGAUAAAAAUACGAGCUUCAAAGUUGGUUGAAAGUUUUCCUGGUUCUGAUAUAAAAUGAGGUGUAAUUAAAUGCAUAAAGUGUUCUGAAUUUUAGACAUUAUAGUGAGUGGAACGUUAUUAUGCAGUAUUUUAUAGUAGACGCUACUAAGAUAUAUUCAUUAACUAUAAAAUUGACACAACAUCCUUUUCAUGUUUAUUUUGUAUCUUGCCUAUCAAGGCUAUUUUUCCAUUUGUUUUUAUUUUUUAUGAUAUAAGAGAGUUGAGGAAUAGUAUCAAAAAUAUCUUUAAUCGAUUAAUAAAAUGGGGUGUGAGUGUAGGAUCUGGAAUGUGUACUUUCUAAAUGAUUCACCAGAAUAUACGAGUAUUGUAGUAUUUGAUUGGUUACUAUUUACAUCCUAGUAUUAGUAGUGACUGAGUCAUCAAGUGAAUUUCGGACAGAAUCUGAGCUGCAUGUAUAACUUUAUCUCCCACUCAAAAUGCAGACAGAAUACCAUUCAUUUGUUAACAGAAGAGCACACUGAUAGCAACCUAUCAAGUGUUUCUAUCAUCUCUCGUAAGAAGGGCAUCACUUGAGGCUGAAUAUAUAGAUGUUACUUGUCAUCGUAAUGAUCCAGUUUCAGAUCAACUGGACAAUGAUGACAUUUUCUUUCUAGUAAGCUGGCACCAAAGUACAGACUUUUCACCUUCUUCGUGGGAACUUGUGAUGUGAAGGAAAUAUCGCUUUGUCUAGAAAAUAGCAAUUAAUGAUCUUCGCCAUCUGAAUAUCCAGAUGUUCACUUGUCAAGGCGUCAUGUAAUUAUUAAGUACGAACAAGAGAUAUGGCAGUAACUAUCAAGCUUGCUUUAUGGUCUGUACACAGAGUACGUAUUGUAUAAAGUAUAGUUUUAAAGAAUAUUGAAGCCGCCAGAAUUUGAGAUUAAACCAAAAAUAAUGGUUUAAUCCAAUUAGAUGUGUAAUUUUAUUGUUCUUAUGAGCUUUUCUGAUUUUUUAUCUGAUUAUUUAUUUUUAAUAAUUCCCUUAUUUUUGGUUCUAAUUCUAGUCAUGAGUGAUUUUUAUAGCAACUUAGUUAUUUGUGUAGUCCUAUCGGAGUCAAGUAUGUAAUCUAUCGUUCUGUUUUAUUAAGAACCCAUGAUUUAUUUUGAAUCUCCUCCACAUCUUAUCUCCUUCACAUCUUAACAGUUUUCACGUUUGGCUUUGUUCAUUGCAUGCCCAUAUAUGAGAAUUCCAUUACCAAACAUUGAAUUAACAUUUCAAACGCACCAUUUCAGUCUGCUAAUGAAUUUCUCACAUUAUUCCACUUGGUUUUCCACUUGUUCUUCCUUGAUAUCUCGUAAAUAUAAUUUAUAAAUAUAUUGUGGCCCAAAAUUGAAAAUAUUUAAGAAUACCGAGUCUUAAAAAAUAUUAUGGUAGUCCUAUAAUAAAUUUUCUGUUCUGGUUUCUUAAAAAUUCGUCUGUCUUGGUUUGGCACGUGUUUAGCUCUUCACCUGCCUACGCAAUGGCUGAGUCUACUCGCAGCACUGUGGCAUCGCCAUGCUGCAGUAUAUCACUAUGCAUGUCAGUCUGCUAAGUAUCUUAAGGUAUUACGGAUUUGUCAGAAUGAAAACCUUAUGGGUGGGAUGGCUUGAUAAUCACAUUAUGGCGAGUAUGAUAAAGCAACAAAUUCUUAGUGGUGCUUCGCAAAUCGUCGAUUCCAUGAUACCCACCCACCAUUUAUGUGGCAUGGUAUUACCUAAUUUCAUACCACUCAUCGCAAACUAUAUUUUAUCUUCGGGCUGCAUUUCAGCUUUCCGCCAUCUGUUCAAUGACAGUUGCCCAGCCCCUAUUUGUCAUGAUACUUAAUUGAUCUUUUUUGUUCGUCUGAAUUUAAGUUCAAUCUUAUCCUACAUUAUUUUUUUUUCUGAAUCAUUGAAAUGUUUUAAGAAACCUUUGCACAAUUUAGGCUUACCCGAGGUAUUUGCUCAGUGGGUCGAUUUCACGAGACCUUUGAAAUAGAGUCUACUAUUUCUAGGAGGUGGGGUUGGUGGUGUGGGGGUAACUUGGAGGGCUAACUAUGUUGCGUGACAUACAGAUGAAUUGUCUCGGAAGGUGUUUAAAUAAUGUUUUAAGGACCACGCCCUCGCCUUUAGCAGGCCUUUUGCACUUUGAGGCGGGGGAGAUGUCAAAACAUAGUGGAGAGUUGAAAGAAACAUAAAUACUGCCAAAUAACAAUAGAAAAGAUGGAGGCUCCAGCAUGUACCGAUCCACUAACGAGACAGCAAUUAGGGUUAAUAUUACACCGUAUAAAGGGCUAGCCAAGCAGAAUAGUAGUUAUGCUAUUUCCUUCAAAGAAGAAAAUAAUAUGGAAAUUUGCCGAAAGUACUAGUUGAGUUGUUUGAAGUUAUUUUGUACUGUUGAAGAUUGUAUUUUGGUAAAUUGAAUUGGCAACGGAGGUCUUAACGUCAGCUAUUACGCAAAUUUACGCACCCUUGCUCAAUAAAAAGAACCAUUUAAGCUAUCAAAUCGUUAGACUCGAUAAAAAAGAAGUAAAAUUUACAAUAUUCUAUCGAAGAGCGUGAUAAAAAUUUGCAUUUUAACUGUUGGUUUUAAAAAACAAGUUGUCUAGCUUAUUUACUCGCAUACGAUUAAGGUUCCAGCGUAAAAAAUUCAUCUUUCAGAGCUUUUCUUUUAUGGAUAUAUUAUUCAUGCCAGAGAAUAUGUUUUGCUGCCUUUUAGGCUCCUGCGCAACCGGUGUGCUUUGCGACAAUAAUUGGGAAACUGGCGAAAUAUCGCGCUGCAUGAAAAUACAAAAAAAAAUUGGACAGAGAACAAUGAAAAUAAUAACUGCAUUAUACACACCCUACGUUGUCUUGUGGUGCUACAUUGUCUUCUGUGUAAAGUUUUUUUACUUAUCCCGUAAUAAUUUUAGAGCAAAUUAAGAAAAAUACACCCUUGGAAUUGAGGGAAAUUUACGACGCCCGUGCCAGCAAAUAUGGAAGUCAACUGGCUCUUAUGUUAACUGGCUCUUAUGAUGAACUGAAAAUAGUGUUUAAGGCAGUCAAAAUAAUCGGACUUUACUAUUACGACAUUUAAUACAAUAUCAUACACAAUAUCAGCAUCUUAUUAUCUUUUUUAAGUUGGUGUCAUAAUUCUGAACCAGCAUUUUCGCACAGUUAUUUUCAAGCUGUAAGGUGACAAAAUGUUUCCACGGUGUUCGGAGACUUCAAGAUAUUGCCUUCAUCGAACAAUAUUGAACAGACGGCUGUUAUUACUCUCCACUUAAAAGUGAAUCAGUAUACCUUACGUGUGAAGUGCGUAGUCUGAUCUGUAUCAUUCAAUGUCCUAUUUGUCAUUAUUUCCCUUCGCUGACAAGACAAAAAGAAAAAAAUAGUAUCAUUUUUACCAAACUGAUCGUCAAGGGUGAUUUUUCAUUAGGUUGACGUUCCUUUCAAUCAUUUCAUGUGGGCAGGUGAUAUAAUAUUGAUCAGCUUUUUUGAGUAAGGGAAACCUGUCCACGUUUAAACGCUAUCUUGUUUGUUAACGUUGUUGCUGUUAGUUAACGAUGUUAAGGUGGUAGUUAAGAUGAUGAUGGAGUUUGUGCCCAAAUCUCCUUGCCAGUAAAAAAGGGUAGGCCUUUUUAGUAUGAGAGAUUGAAACGACCUCUGUUGGGUAGCCAUGAUCCAUUUUAUUUUUUUAUUCUUGUGAGCUAUAGUUUUUUAGAUAAAUUUUUCAUGUUUUGAGGCCAGGGAAAUUCCAUUAUGUUGACCAGAAAAAGUUUCUUUCUUGUAAAAAACGGUUCUCUGAAAUCCACCUCAUUUUUAAACAUAAACGCCACGACAGAUCCAGGAGAUCUUUUGCUUCUUUUCAAUAGUAAAGUUGGGAGCAGGAUGUAACAAACUUAGUUUUUUGUCAUAUUUCUGCUCUAAUUUGAAAAUUACAACAGUAUCGUCAACAUAUCGGAAAUAAGCCGUUGGUUUUUUAGAUUCGGUCAAAAAAUCUGUUUUCGUAAAACCUAGCAAAAAUCUGUUUUUGUAAAAUCCAGCUAAUGCAUAAAGUUUCAUAAAACUGCAUUCAAAUCCAAACACGGUAUUUUUGAUAGAAUGUCUAAUACCUUUAAUGUAAAAUUCGAUUUUUUCGAACUCUAUGUCCGAUUUUCUUCCAGGAGAUUGUUAAAAAUGCCUCAUGGAGGUUCUUCUCAAUUUGAAGCUUUAUGCCAAUUAUCAAAUUUUC